Condylura cristata (star-nosed mole) is the source of this 2029-nucleotide messenger RNA. It is a transcript of the gene LAX1, whose product is annotated as lymphocyte transmembrane adaptor 1. The record is from RefSeq and is a predicted model, not a curated record. Gene Ontology annotation, cellular component: plasma membrane. The transcript has 6 exons. The coding region runs from base 197 to 1417 and encodes 406 amino acids. Lineage: Eukaryota; Metazoa; Chordata; Mammalia; Eulipotyphla; Talpidae. Gene Ontology annotation, biological process: negative regulation of T cell activation; intracellular signal transduction; antigen receptor-mediated signaling pathway.
CCUCUGUAGCCCUGCACUUCCAUCAGAAGCAGCAACCAGACCAGCGGCUUGAGCCACCUCACUGGGGAGUACCGUGCCUGGCAACUUAAAGGAAGCCAGGAAAAGUGGCAGCCAUGCUGACUAGCCCAUCACAAUUACGAGAAGACAUUAGGAGAAGCUGAUGGAAGCCAGAUAGUGUCUCAGAGCAGGCGUGGCAAUGGCAGCCAACCAGCCACAACCAGAAGUCACACAAGGGACCUCGGACCCCAGCACUGAGCAGGGAAGUAGCAACAGCAUGGAAAGAGCCAACUGGAUCAGCAUCGUUUCUGGGUCUGCGGGCCUCCUCAUCGUCCUCCUGUUCAUCACAAUUUUCUGUGUCCUGUGGAACUGGAAUAAGUGGAAGAAGCGGCACGGUCCUUACUUUCAAGUUGCCAUCUUGCCCUCGCUGGGUCUGCCUCGACCCAGACAACGAGCCAAAAAUAUUUAUGACCGCUUGCCCCGGAGGCAGGAAGCGCUGGUGAGACGCCAAUCAAGGGCUGUCCGUAUUUUCAGUAACACGAGCCUCCUAUCCAGAAGUCCCGACAGUCCUCCCUCUGUGUGUGUGGUCUCCCCAGUGGACAGUGGCUUCCAGCCACAUGAAGCCCAGGCUCCUGCAAGGGGCCACACAGUGGGCUUCUGUGGCAGUGCCACAGAGCCCCAGAUGUGUGGCAAUCUCUGUCCCUCGGCACACAUCAACGUCAGAGCUUCCCGAGACUGCUCGAGCAGUUCUUCAGAGGACUCGAGAGAUUAUGUCAAUGUCCCCACAGUAAAAGAGCUUGGUGAGACUCUGGCUUCUACGGGAAACGCCCCUGACGGCCUCUUUGUCCUCCCAAGUACCCCUGAGCUGGAGUUUACAGAGGAAAGAGACUGGCGCUGUGAGAGUGGCCUUGCCCACUCUGGUCUUUGGCCUUUGGGAACUGAGUUCAGUGAUCCACUCAGUGACGGGGAAAGCUCUUCUCAGAGCUCAAGCGGCUACAUCAACAUGGCAGUCAUCCGGGAGCAGCAGCCCUGGGUCACUUUUCAGCAGUGUGUAGAUUAUGUGAAUGUCGCAUCAGCAGAUCCGCACGAAAGUCAGCAGCAGGCAGAAGAGGUGGUGUUCUCAAACACUGAGCCUGUAGGGGGCCGGACAGAGACUCCUGAGACCCGCACCCAAGAUGUCAUGCCACCAGGCAAGGCCCUGGCUUUAGGAGAUUACGUGAACUGCCGGCUAUCUGCACAGGAAGAGCAUAAUGCUGGAAACCUUGGAGAAGAGAUGUCAAAUGAAGAUUCUAAUGACUAUGUGAACAUGCCAGCUGCCAAUUUAGGAGAAAAGGAUGCCAAGGAGGAGACUGAUAUCCAUGAAUCAACAUCCAGUCACCUGCUAGAAAGCCACAUAGAAUCGUCUAGUGAAGACCCAUGACCACACUUGUAUUUUGCGGGUUUUGUUUGGUUGUGCCAAAAAGAGGGUGAGUUGAGUAGGAAGUGAAGAGAUUCACAAAAGCAGAGGAAAGGAAUUCUUCUCAUCCCCAUUGUCCCUCCUACCAACCCAAAAGUGUUGGCUGAAAGUGCCUUGCUGGACCCCUUGGGGGGUGAGGGGGGUUGAAUGGUGCUGUAGAGCACAGUGGAAAUAUGAAGUAAUCGCAAAUCCGUCUCUACCCUCAUACAAAACCAGCAUGCACACGUUUAUUUUGUAAUCAAGGCAGAGGUUAACGGAAGGGGAAGGUCCGAGUGAGGUAGGAGACCAGUUCUAGUUUCAAAAUUAUAUGGAUGAUCAGAUGCUGGUGAGAGGUCUUCCUCUCACUCCUUGCUGAUGAGCUGGCAAAGCAUAACAUCCACUUUGCAAAACUGGCAGUUGUUAUAAAUGUACACUUAUUAUAUAACCCAGCAUUCUGCUGUUAGUUAUUUAUUCAAGUGAAUUAAAAACCUGUCUUCUCACAAAAGCAACCACUAACUGCCUACAGCACUUCAUUCAUAAUUGCCAAAAACAGAAAGAGCUUGGUGAAAGUUUUUCUGGAAGGUAUUAGGGUGGUAG